AGAGAGAGAGAGAGAGAGAGAGAGAGAGAGAGAGAGAGAGAGAGAGAGACUCACACAUUGAGUGGGGAGACAGACUGAGAGUACGCCAGACGGAGCAGAUGAAGCAUAUUUCGAGCGCACAUUAGGAGUGCGUAAAACCGCAAAAGCAUUGAAACAUAGUACCCGGUGAUUGUACGUUGGAUAAUACGAGUUUAGAGUCUCCGAGUUGUCGACUUUAAUUGCGUCUGCCUUUGGGAACUGCCCUAUGAUUUCAGAAACCUUCCGUUUUCUGAAUGGACGCGCUGGAAAGCUUCUCCCGUGACAUGGAAAUGUGCGUUAUUGAGCGUGUAGCCGGAUGCUGAGGACGAACGAUCCGAUAAGUCAAUUCCAGCUUUCAUUUUGAGUUUUUAACUCUCUUUUCUAAACGCCGACAACAUGGAGGGCACGAGCUUCCAGCCCCAUCCCGGACUUCAACAAACUCUGAAGCAGUUUCAUUUGAGUUCCAUGCGCUCCCUCGGUGGGCCGGCGGCGUUCUCCGCUCGGUGGCACCAGGACUCGCUCUUCGGCAAAGAUGGAAAAUCCGCUGAGAUGAUGCUCACUUUGCCGGCUCAGACCCCCCCGGUGAUGUCCGGUCCACUUUUUAUUCCGUCCGAUCGAUCCACGGAGAGGUGCGAGACGGUGCUGGAGCGGGAGCCUAUCUCCUGCUUCGUGGUCGGCGGGGAGAAAAGGCUCUGCCUGCCGCAGAUCCUCAACAGUGUCCUGAGAGAUUUCUCCCUCCAGCAGAUCAACUCCGUGUGCGACGACCUGCACAUCUACUGCUCCAGGUGCACGGCGGACCAACUGGAGAUCCUGAAAGUGGUGGGUAUCUUGCCCUUCUCGGCACCGUCCUGCGGGCUCAUCACUCAGACGGAUGCUGAGCGUCUCUGCAACGCUCUCAUAUACGGCGGUACUUACCCUCCCCACUGCAACAAGGAGUUAGGCUCUCUGGAGUUGGAGCGAACCGAGAAAAGCUUCAAAGUGUACCACGAAUGUUUCGGCCGGUGUAAAGGCCUUUUUGUCCCUGAACUGUACACCGGCCCGGCUGCCGCCUGCAUCCAGUGCAUGGACUGCAGACUCAUGUACCCUCCUCAUAAGUUUGUGGUCCACAGUCACAAGAGACUGGAGAACCGGACAGUCCACUGGGGCUUCGACUCCGCCAACUGGCGGGCUUAUGUGCUCUUAGACCCGGACUACACCGGAAAAGAGGAGAAGAGUCAUCUGGAGCAGCUGCUUAAAGAGUUAAAAGGAAAAUAUGAUCUGACGGGCAAACUGUCCAGUAAAUCUUGCAGAUCUCCCAGCCCGAUCCCGGCCAAGAGGUCCAAAUUCGACAAGCUGCAGUCUCCGUCAGCUGAUAAAGACAGAAAACCCGACUGGCUGCAGUCGCUGUCAAAGUCUGCUCACAAGGAUCUGAAACAAGUCCAACUGAAACAGAGACCCUCUGCUUUCCGCCCCUGGUCUCCUAAAGCAGUUGAAAAAGAGAAACCAGCCACUCAGAACGAGGUGGAGAGAUCCUGCUCAAAGAAUCAGGAAACUUUCAUUGCUCCAAAUCUGACACUAGCUCCCCUGGCCCCUCCGGUCCAUCCCAAGGACAGCCACACUCCUGGCAAGGGGCCCACAGCUAUUUCCAGGCAGGAGCUGCAUAAUGGCGACGCACAGCUUGCUGCAAAACCAAGCCAUUCCAGCACCACCAACCGAGCCGAUGACAUUGACACAGACGGAGAGAUUGAUGUGGACGACUGCGAUGAUAGUCCAGUGACAGCCUCCUCCCUGGCUUCGCCUCCCUCAGCCUGUACCAAUGUGUCUCAGACUCUGACCCCUCAGAGCGUCGCUCGGGAUCAGGAGAGACCUUCCUGGCUGCCGGGGACUAUAUGCCCAGAGAUGGACACCAUGAGACAGAUGCUGUACGCAGGUCUGGAGACCAAAGAGGCCCGCGAGAAACUCCUGCAGGAGAUUGUCAGGAUGAGAGUGAAGCAGGAGGAAAAGCUCGCAGCUGCGGUGCAGGCUAAGCGCAGCCUUCAGCAGGAGUUGGAGUUCGUGAGGGUUGCUAAGAAAGGUCGUCUUCGUGAGGCCAUCGAAGCCAAGCGCAACUUACGAAAGGAGAUCGAACGCCUUCGCGUGGACUGGGACAGGAAGAUGAGGGAUGCAGAGGAGUCCUGUGGGCGGCUGAAGAGAGAGCUGGAGAGGGAGAGACAGCUGCGAGUUUGUGACAAAGGCUGCGAAGCUGAACGUCUCCGGGUCAAGUACUCGACUCAGAUUGAGGAGUUGCACGUGCAGCUACAACAGGCAGAAGCCGACCGCGAGCAGCUGAGGCACGAACUGCAGCAGGAGAGGGAAGCUCGGCAGAGCCUGGAGAGUGUUGUUAAAGACCUGCAAAACCAGCUGGCCCUGCAGGCAAACUGCUCCGGUCCUGGAGACUGCAAGGAAGCAAACACAGAUGCUCACAGACAGACCACACAACCCACCAAUGGAUCCUAAAGUUGCACAUUCAAACCAGGACUGAAAGACUCAGUGAAAAAGGAGCAUGUUUGAGGACUGUAUUACGCCUCCUUUUGGGAAAAAGAAACUCAAAGUCAGUUUGUAGAAGAAAAAAAACUGUCAUAUAUAAUAUGAUACGGUAUACAACAAUAUUAUUCUGAAAAUAUGAAUUUUAUGAAAUGAACUGGAAAGUAGCAUGAUAUCUGAGCAUGUUAUAGAGCGUGACCCUAAGAGAGACUUCUUCCGUGAUGAACACAUCUUUCCAGUGACGUCAGAGCCCUCGGUUAGACACCUGAUGCUGUCCAAGGAUUUUCUUUUGGUAUAAGCUAUUCUAAGAUGUGCAAAUAUAGCUACAUAACACUACUUGAAUAUGAAGGGAAGAAACUUGGUGAAACAUGAGCAGACGAUGAAACUCUUGGUGCCACAAAACAUUGGUACACUCUAAGGUGUCAUUGCAGACCACUGGAAACAAGAGACACAAGUUUACCACUAUUUACUUUUAAUAUCCGCUUGCUUUUUAUAACUGUGUAGAGGAUGUACUUUUUAAGAAAUAUUGCUUGCGCAGCACUGUUAUUCCACAGGCAAGAACAAAAAAAAAAAAAAAAACAUCCAUAUUCAACCAUGUACGCAUGUAUACCAGCUUAUCUACCUUUUGUAUUUUAUAAACCUGAAGUAUUGGAGGUUCUGUGGGCUGCCUUCAGGUCCACCACUGUUUUAUGCUUAGAUAUUUUAUGGAAGUGUUACUUUUUGUUGUCGUUUUCCAGUAAUGUUUUUUGCAACCACACCAUGUGAUAAAUGACAGAAACUCUCGCCCGCAUUAGUCUAGGUAAGUCACACUCCUAAAGGAAAGUAAACCUUCAACUGUUCAUGUAGAAAUACGGUACUUCGGAUUUUCUAUGGAGUAUUGUAAAAUAAUUUAUACUCUACACUAAUUAACUGCCUACCAACAGAAAGCAUUCAUUUUUAGCCACUGGUUUUAGGGCUCUUAAAUCAACAAUUGCUGUUUAUAUGAACAACAUUUCUACAUAUAUAGAAAAUAUGGAUAUAUAUUUUUUUACUUUAAGAAAAAGGAAUUGCACUUUUUAAAGAUAGAACCUUGCAUUGUGCAUUGUACUCCCUGUUACAUUUUUCAAAUCACAAGUUAACAUGAACUUUGAAUUUAAACACACUUUCCCUCAGUAUACUCCGGUGUAAAUACAGUGAUAUUGUAAAUAAGAUAUUUGUUGCUAUGGUAUGUUUGCUUGCUCCAGACUUAAAUUGAUUAUGAAUAUUAUUUUUUCGCUCUUACUUGAAACCAAAAAGAAACUAUAUUUGGAUUUGAAAAAGUUGCAGUUUCCUUGUUGCUCACUCCUGAGUGUAAUUGCAAUCACAGGGCAUUUACCAGAGUGGUUGGUUUAAACCAUCAGUGGCUGUGAACUUGACCCAAGAAUAGUUUUCGGAGGUCAGACACACCGACAGAAUAUUUUAACUUCUCCCUUGAUUUGUUUUUUAAACGAAAGAUCUUUAUUAUUUGAUUAAUUAUAGAUUAUAUAUUACACCACAGACCAAAAACUAAUAAAUGGAUUUUUAUUCUCUGAACCUCCAGCUCCCUUGCCAGUUAGAGUAGAAAUGUCACACUCUCAUGGUUUAAACCUUAGGUGCUCUUGUAUAUUUUAGACAAGAAAACACUUUUAUGUCUUAUCAUUAUGAUACCCUCGCUCAGUAUUUUGUUGGGUACAGUGUAAUAGCAAUAUCCAUUUCGUUAGCUGAUGCUGUUGUUAGUUUUGGUUUGGAAGUGGGGUUUCACUUGCCUCUUGUUUCAAUGUUUUGUUUUUCCUUCGGAAAACUUGUAUAAUACCUAUUAAAAUCUAAAUCAAUCCUA
Mugil cephalus (flathead mullet) is the source of this 4354-nucleotide messenger RNA. It is a transcript of the gene skib, whose product is annotated as v-ski avian sarcoma viral oncogene homolog b. The record is from RefSeq and is a predicted model, not a curated record. Bases 415 to 2493 code for a protein of 692 amino acids. The transcript is spliced from 7 exons. Gene Ontology annotation, molecular function: DNA-binding transcription factor activity, RNA polymerase II-specific; SMAD binding; RNA polymerase II cis-regulatory region sequence-specific DNA binding. NCBI's taxonomy places the organism in Eukaryota, Metazoa, Chordata, Actinopteri, Mugiliformes, Mugilidae. Gene Ontology annotation, biological process: negative regulation of BMP signaling pathway. Gene Ontology annotation, cellular component: nucleus.